Meloidogyne enterolobii is the source of this 2079-nucleotide messenger RNA. NCBI's taxonomy places the organism in Eukaryota, Metazoa, Nematoda, Chromadorea, Rhabditida, Meloidogynidae. The record is from the annotation of a GenBank genome assembly.
AUGAAUGUUUUUACAGAUGUUUGCAAAGACUUGGUGGAGUAUGGUGGCCCUAAUGAAUUGGACUUGGAGCUAAGUGAAGAAACAAAAUUGAAGUGGAAAGCAGCAAUUCAAGAACGGAUUCCCUUUUACUUCUACUACACCAGCUACUCUCCUCGGAAAAAAUUUGAUGUGGCGCUUGAUGAUUACAAGAUGAAUGAAUUUGCCUAUUUAUUUUUGGUACCGAAAGAAUCUGGAGGAACAUCGCCUAAAUUUCUUCGACUAAAACUACAUCAAUACCCGGAAACAAUUGAAGAAAUGCUUGUAUUUCGUUACUGGUUGGAGAAACUUUCAAAUUGCUUCAUUGAAAACUUCAAAAUCGAGCAAGGAUAUAUCAAUCCGGAAAUUCUUCAAUUAUUUUUUGGCGAUUCUCCGUUGAAAUUCCACACAAACUGUUUCUAUCUCUAUGAUGAAGAUGGUGAAUAUUUUCCUAAAGCAUAUGAAUUUAUGUACCAUCAUGUGGUUAUUCAUGGAUGUAAAGGCUUUUAUUACCAAUAUCCUGACUGGAAUAUGCGUGGCGAAAUGAUCAAAGAAGAGAAACGAAAUUUUCAAGAUUUUCUAGAAUCUACUGAAUAUUGCAAAGUUGUUGAGUAUAAAUUGGAUGGAGUAGAUGAUCCAAGAGACAGCGGAAUAUUGUAUGUGUGCUUCCAUCUUGGCUCUAAAGAACCGUUUCACUUUGAAAUUAAAGGACCUGGAAUGAUGUAAUUUUGUUUUGUUGUGAUUAUUUGUAUUGUAUUUUAAAUUGUAUGAGAUUGUAUUAUAUAUUAUUGCCUUUUGUUAAUUUUUAUUUGUAUUUUAUGUUGUAUAAAUAAUUUAUUUGAAUAAUUACUAGAGAUAUGAUGCAUUUAUGCAAAUGCAUAUUUUUUACAAACUUGGCAUGUUGUAUAAACUCACAAAAGACGGUUUCUGCUUGUAAAAAAUGUAGGGGGUUUUCAUUUGAAUAUUUUAAUACAUAUGUAGGUAUUUUAUGUUUUUGGGACAAAUAACACGAAGAUUGCAAAAUCCUGCAAAAAUUUUGUAAAAAUAUCAUUAGGUGACAAAAGGGAGAUAAGGAAAAAUGUCACUAACUGGUAAUAGUGAAGAAUCUACAUAAUAGAGCCCGGACCGAGACAAAAUCUCGAUCAGAAAUCCCGGUUAUCGAGAUGGAGAUUUUCCAAGAUAUUCGAUAAUAUAUAUAAACAGGGAAAUGUGGAAGCAGAAGAGUCAUUUAGAUGGAAUCUGCGGAAGACGGAAGAGAGCCAAUCCCUAAACCGAACAUCCUGUGUCCUCUCCAGCAAUUUUUUUUUGUAAUUUUUUAAAAACAAAAUAUAAACAUUCUCUCAUUUUUAUCCGUUAAAAAAAUAAAAUAUAAAUUGAAUAUUAAAAAAAAAGCAUUUUUAACUCUAAAAAUGUUUAACAACAAAAAAUAAACUAUAAUAAGCAUAAAUUUGGAAAAAAAUUUUUGUAAAUUAAUCGGUAGAAUGAGUAAUACCAAACACGGAAAUACCAAACCCCUCAAAAGACAUGACGAAAUACCAAAAUGUGAUUUUUAACAAUCUUACACGUUUAUGAGGCAAGCUUUCACAUUUAUUUAAACAACUUUCCACGUGUUUGAAACAUAACUAGGUUGUAUAUAUGUUUGUAUUAUUCUGGGGGGUUUUUUGGUAUUAGUGCGCUUCCAAUUAAUUUAAAAAAUUUUUCGAGACGAGAAAGACGAAUAACAAAAAAAUUAAAAUAAUAAUUAUUAACUCAACUCUAAAAAGAGAAGAGAUAAAAUUAUAUAUUUUAGAUGUGUGUGUGUGGAUAUUAUAAUAAUAAUAAAAUGAUACAGAGAGUAAUUUUUGUUUGUUUUUUUAAUAAAAAUUAUCAGAUUUACGAAGGAAAACAAUAUUGUAAAGGAAAAAGAGGGCUGUGCUUUUUGCGGAUUUUUAGAAUCAAUUACGGAUUUCGGCUUCGUUUUCAAGUGAGGACAGCCCUAGAGAGAAGAUUAAAACAAAUGUUGAAUAUUUAAUUGUUUUUAAGAGAAGGAGGAGCGGGGUUGAAAUAUUUGAAGGGAUAUUUGUG